GCUAUGAGACGUCAUUACGCAGUGACAACAGUGACAGUGGUCAGUCAGCGGCUCUAUAUCGGAAUUUGAGCGCUUUAGAGAAGUGGAGGAGAAGAAUAACAUCUGCGAUUCUGAAGCUUCAUCAUUCCUCACUUUAUUUCUAUUGAAAGAGGAGAAUCAUUUACAUAACAGCCGUACAUGAUGGCGGUGUUGGGCAGCGCGUGCCGGCUCGUGCAACUGGUCAGACGCAGCCCGUCGGGUUUAUCCACGAGUGUGUUUCACAGACGACAGUCGACGGCCACAGCAGCUGCAUUUGCCAGUUCACCCACUCCAGAGUCUCAGGAGAACAGGAAACCCAAAACAGGGAUAUUGAUGUUAAACAUGGGCGGCCCAGAGAAACUUGAAGAUGUGCAUGAUUUUCUCUUACGGCUCUUCAUGGACACAGACCUCAUGCAACUUCCCAUUCAAAAUAAACUGGGCCCAUUCAUAGCCAAACGCCGCACACCGAAGAUCCAAGAGCAAUACAGCAAGAUCGGAGGAGGAUCUCCUAUCAAAGCCUGGACCACCAUGCAGGGUGAAGGGAUGGUGAAGCUCUUGGAUGAGAUGUGUCCAGAAACCGCUCCUCAUAAGUUCUACAUAGGUUUUCGGUAUGUUAAUCCUCUGACUGAAGAGGCCAUACAACAGAUGGAGAAAGAUGGAAUAGAUCGAGCUGUCGCCUUUACACAAUAUCCACAAUACAGCUGCUCCACAACAGGCAGCAGUCUGAAUGCCAUCUACAGAUACUACAGUAAUCGUGGCGACAGGCCAAAGAUGCGUUGGAGUGUGAUUGACAGGUGGCCGACACACCCUCUGCUGAUCGAGUGUUUUGCUGAACAUGUUCGUAAUGAACUGGAGAAGUUUCCUCCGGAGAAGCGAGAUGAUGUGGUGAUUUUGUUUUCCGCUCACUCUCUGCCCCUGUCUGUGGUGAACAGAGGCGAUCCGUAUCCUCAGGAAGUUGGAGCUACGGUUCAAAGGGUGAUGGAUCGACUGGGUCACUGUAAUCCAUACCGACUCGUCUGGCAGUCAAGGGUGGGGCCGAUGGCGUGGCUGGGGCCGCAGACCGAUGAGGUCAUCAAGGGUCUGUGUCAGCGCGGGAAAAAAAACCUUCUUCUGGUGCCCAUCGCCUUCACCAGCGAUCACAUCGAAACGCUGCACGAACUCGACAUUGAGUAUUCGCAGAUCCUCGGAGAGGAGUGUGGAGUGGAGAACAUCAGGAGAGCCGAAUCUCUGAAUGGAAAUCCACUGUUUUUCAGGGCACUGGCUGAUCUGGUUCAGUCUCAUCUAAAGUCUAAUGAGCCGUGUUCCCGUCAGCUCACGUUGCGCUGUCCGCUCUGUGUAAACCCCACCUGUGGUCAGACCAAAGCCUUCUUUGCCAACCAGAAACUCUGACCUUUGACCUGACAUCACUUCAGACCUGCACGCUCUCCUCUCUCAUUGGUUCGAAGCUGGAUGGGUUCAAUAUGAUUUACGUUUGAUGUAACCAACUGGGUGUCUGCGGGCAGGGUGUAAGGGGUAUAUAAACAUUUAAGCACUGCUGUUAUUGAGCCGAGCGUACAUUCCUUCAUAAAUGAAAACAGAGGUCAACGUGGAAUUAACAAACGUUUAUCUCGGAGUGGAAACGGCAAAGGUGCUAAAAUGUGAUGGCCAGUUUUAAAGGGACAGUUCACAAAAUAUAAUAAGCAUUAAUGCAUUCUGAGGCUGUCAAGCUUCGUAGUCAUAAACGUAUUCAUAAAACUCGUGUGCUAUAUUCAAAGCCCACUGAUGUGAAACGAUCUACCACCACUUCCCUUAUGCUGCGUAUACACCAAACUCAAAGCGUUUCAUUCCUCGCUCUAGAUUAUUUGCGGGAUUAAUCUUAUUUUCAUAUAUUUUCAAUUUGCUCAAAGACAUAUACGAGGCAAACAACCCGUGUUCUGGUGAAAUUUGCGCCGUCGCAUCAUUCACCCUGCUUCUAUUUGUGUCUUUGCAUUGACUUUCUAUGUAAUCUACUCAUGCAAAACGUUGCAUUCGCGGCUGGUGUGUACGCCCCAUAAGAAUUAAUUUAAAUACUGAUAGCCUGUAGAUUUGUACUUUUACGGUACUUUUUGUCCUUUGUGCAGCACUAUAACCAGAAAAGGUUAAUAGAGUUUCAGAUGAACCGUUCCUUUAAAAGAAACCCCAGCACAGCCACACCGUCUCUCAUCUGAAAGCCCACCAGAAGCUUCUUUGACCUCUCUGUGAUCUCCAGUCAGAGGGUCAGACGUGCCUGUUUCACAAUGCUAUGCUGAACAUUGUCUUCGUGUUCAGCGCCUUCAUGACCUCGUGCCUUCUUUCAGCUGCGCUUCAGUGAUCUGAUGAACACUCACGCUUGUGAGAUGUGAUGUGUUGCUUUAGAUAACAGAAGCACGACAUAAAGCACUUCUGUACUUUGUGUUGCCGUGUUUAAAUAUCUUGAGUUUCUUUUGCCAAGACAGAAAUGUUACAUUGUCUUCCAUUUGCUUUAGUUUAGUUUCUCUCAAUUUGUGACCCUGUCUGUGAAGUCUCAUAAUCUAAUGAUAUGAUUUGAAGCCUCAAAGUUUGAUUAUAUUUUCUUUUCAAGAUAAUUUUAUGUAGAAAUCACAAAAAAUGACUUCACAGACAUGGUCACAUGUUAUUUCAAAGUAAUUAUAUUUAUAAACUGAAUUUAUUGGCAAAAUGUGCUUGAUUAUCAUUAUAGUGUUCUCAAGAGGGAUACAGGCCUCCAGUUUUUAUCAUUUUGGGGUGAAAUGUGAGCUGGAUGUAUUUGUGAUGGAUUUCAUGAGACUCACACACAGCUCAUGCUAUUGUUGAUUAAAUGCAGAAAGAUUGGCUGGCCUGGACCCAAUAACCCACCUGCAUUCAGUGUGUGUGUGAUGCUCUGGAGGCAGUGUGAGUCUCCUGGUAAUUGAAAAGUGGAACGCUGGCUGCACUGGUUUUGUGACCUCUAAUUGAGAGAGAGCAUUGAUUUCUAGGGAGAGAGAGAGAUGGGGGGAUGGUGCAGAAAAGAGAAAUGAAGGAGUGAGUGAUUUAGCUGGUGUAGAGACUGAUCAGGUGGGCGAUUGGAAUGGACAGAUUUGGUGGAGGAUAGAGAGAAGAUUACAUUUCUUCUCUGCAGGCCUAAAAUGUUUUUGGGUCAUUCUACGAAACAGAAGAAAUCUCAGGAGAAAAUCAUACUGUAAGGCUUCUGUUUUCUAAAAUGAGCCUUUUAAUGAAUUGAUUAGUUGGUUAUGUUUUAUUAGAUUAUAUGACGUGACUUCCACCACAGCUGAUUCUGGAUAUCGCUGCAGAAACGCACAACAUCUAUCAAACCCCCACACACUGCUGUUCGGUGCCCUUCGUUCUCUUAUGCAAAUUGAGAUAUUAUUAUUUUUUUGAUUUGGGGUAAACUAUGCACUCUUACAAAAUAAAGGUUCUUAAAAGGUUUCUCACACCGAUGCCACAGAAGAACCUUUUUUUGGUUCCUCAAAGAACCAUUCAGUCAAAAGAACCAUUUCUAUCUUACCUUUUUAUAAUCUGAAGAACCUUUCUUCACUGCAAAGAAAUUGGUGAAACCGAAUGGUCAAAUAUGGCUUUGUGAAGCACUUUUAUUUUAAGAGUGUAGCCUGGUAGUUUCACCCUUAUAUAAACCUGUUCAUAUUAAUCAAUGAAUGCUUUUAUUUGGAUAUGUUCUGCCUUAUGCAUCUUACUGCUUUAUCGUUUAGUCUUAGAUGUAUCACACUGACUACAGAUCCGUUUCUAGUCUAACACUGAAAUGAAAACGUGAACGUUCAGAAUGAUUAUUUUAUUAAGAGAAACUACUGCAUCAUCUGAACCAUUGAGAUACUGAUGAAGUGAAAAUAAAUUGUAAUGCUUCCAACAGAGAGUUGUCUAAAACAUCGGCCUCAAUGUUCCUCACUGGAGAUAUCUGCAGGUUUAACAAAACAAGCUACUUAGUCGAAAUAACAGCACAAUUUUUAAUGUACCUGUUGUGAAUGAUUUCUAUGAUCAUGUUUGAGUUGCUGAUAUGACGUUUCUAAGACUGAUAGCUUUCUGUGUCUGUAAACAUGUUCAUUCUGCACUGUAAAGAAAAUACAGCAUUUUUGUCAAAUCAACAUAGUUUUUUAAGUUAACGUAACAUAAAAAUAUAAGUUAAACUUAUCACAGGUCCAAACUUAAGAUAGUGGGUUGAAUUGACUUGCAAAACAAUUGAACUUUAUGCUGCAUUUUUUUGCAGUGUUUGUAUUGUAGUUACACUGAGGGCAGAGUUAACUGAAACUUGUACAUAUCUAAACUGGGCAGAGGCAUAACAUCUGUGUUUAUUGCAAAUAAAUUGAUUUGUUUAAGCUUAA
Paramisgurnus dabryanus is the source of this 4343-nucleotide messenger RNA. RefSeq names its product ferrochelatase (gene fech). Gene Ontology annotation, biological process: heme biosynthetic process. The record is from RefSeq and is a predicted model, not a curated record. Gene Ontology annotation, cellular component: mitochondrion. Lineage: Eukaryota; Metazoa; Chordata; Actinopteri; Cypriniformes; Cobitidae. Gene Ontology annotation, molecular function: protoporphyrin ferrochelatase activity.